Molecule: messenger RNA, 678 nt
Organism: Kluyveromyces lactis
Lineage: Eukaryota; Fungi; Ascomycota; Saccharomycetes; Saccharomycetales; Saccharomycetaceae
Gene: PDX3
Product: pyridoxamine-phosphate oxidase PDX3
Exons: 1
Coding region: 1-678 (225 amino acids)
Biological process (GO): pyridoxine biosynthetic process
Molecular function (GO): FMN binding; pyridoxamine phosphate oxidase activity
Source: RefSeq, a predicted model, not a curated record
AUGGCUGACGAUACCAAGACCCCAAUCAUUUUCGCACCGGAGACCUACCAGUAUGAUAAGUUUUCCCUGGAUGAAAGCACCAUUGAGAAGGACCCUAUUGGACAAUUUACGAAAUGGUUCAAUCAAGCUAAAGAGGAUCCAACUGAAAUGAUUCCGGAAUCAGUUGCCUUUGCUACAGCAGAACUACCAUCUGGCAAAGUUUCUUGUAGAAUUUUGUUGUUCAAGGAAUUGGACGAUAGAGGCUUCACUAUUUAUUCAAACUGGGAAACUUCGAGAAAGGCUGAUGAUAUCAAGAGUAACCCACAGGCUGCAUUGACAUUCUUCUGGAAGAAUUUACAAAGACAGGUUCGUGUUGAAGGUUUCACUGAGCAUGUCUCGAGAGAGACCUCAGAGCGUUAUUUCAAGACUAGACCAAGAAACUCCAAAAUAGGGGCCUGGUCCUCUCCGCAAUCACAAGUCAUUGAUAACAGAGAGGAAUUGAACACUUUACUGCAAGAAAAUCAGGAGAAAUUCAAAGACGCAGAUGAUGUGGAAUGCCCUCAGUUCUGGGGUGGUAUCAGAGUUGUUCCAUUGAGAAUUGAAUUCUGGCAAGGAAGGGCCAGUCGUUUGCAUGAUCGUUUGGUCUUUGAGAGAAAGUCCGAAAAUGAUGAAUGGGAGCUUGUCAGAUUGGCUCCAUGA